Messenger RNA from Acanthisitta chloris (rifleman), 506 nucleotides. Its product is annotated as choline/ethanolaminephosphotransferase 1. The transcript is spliced from 4 exons. The annotation marks the transcript as partial. Lineage: Eukaryota; Metazoa; Chordata; Aves; Passeriformes; Acanthisittidae. Gene Ontology annotation, biological process: phosphatidylethanolamine biosynthetic process. Gene Ontology annotation, molecular function: ethanolaminephosphotransferase activity; diacylglycerol cholinephosphotransferase activity. Gene Ontology annotation, cellular component: endoplasmic reticulum membrane; Golgi apparatus. The record is from RefSeq and is a predicted model, not a curated record.
AAUUGAUGUGACUGAAGUACAAAUCUUCAUAAUAAUCAUGCACUUGCUGGCAGUGAUUGGAGGACCUCCUUUUUGGCAAUCUCUGAUUCCAAUCCUGAAUAUCCAGGUGAAAAUUUUCCCAGCUUUGUGCACUGUGGCAGGAACCAUCUUCUCCUGUACAAACUAUUUUGGUGUCAUCUUCACGGGUGGAGUUGGCAAGAAUGGAUCUACUAUAGCAGGAACCAGUGUCCUCUCUCCUUUCCUUCACAUUGGCUCAGUGAUAGCCUUGGCCGCAAUGAUCUACAAGAAAUCAGCUGUGCAGCUCUUUGAGAGACAUCCCUGCCUGUACAUACUGACCUUUGGCUUUGUGUCUGCCAAAAUAACCAACAAACUGGUGGUUGCCCACAUGACUAAGAGUGAGAUGUACCUGUAUGACACAGCAUUCAUAGGCCCAGCACUGCUCUUCCUCGACCAAUACUUCAACAGCUUCAUCGAUGAGUAUAUUGUCCUCUGGAUUGCCCUGGUGA